Messenger RNA from Trichoderma gamsii, 1206 nucleotides. RefSeq lists its product as hypothetical. The transcript has a single exon. The record is from RefSeq and is a predicted model, not a curated record. NCBI's taxonomy places the organism in Eukaryota, Fungi, Ascomycota, Sordariomycetes, Hypocreales, Hypocreaceae. The coding region runs from base 1 to 1206 and encodes 401 amino acids. Gene Ontology annotation, molecular function: NAD+ binding.
AUGCACAAACCGUUGAUGCGAAUCCCUUACACUGACAUCCUCCCGUCGCCAACAAUCAUCCCAGCCUCGGCUCACUCGCUCACCGGCGCUCUCACUGCUCUCCACAACUUUUUCACUGCUCCUCCGCCCAAUCAGCUGCCUACCUCUGCCGUCGUGCUCACGGGUGCUGGACUCUCCGUGUCAUCGGGGCUGCCUGACUAUCGAGGAAUCAAUGGCACGUAUCGAGUGAAUAAGACAUAUCGGCCCAUCUACUACAAUGAGUUUACACAAAACCACGAGGCUCGAAAAAGAUAUUGGGCAAGAAGCUUCCUUGGGUGGCCUAAUCUUCUCAAGGCAAAUCCAAAUACGGGACACUACGCUAUCAGGGAUUUGGGGGAGAUUGGGCUGAUCAGUGCCGUCAUUACUCAGAAUGUUGAUUCGUUUCAUCCUAGAGCUCAUCCCCGGAUACCCUCGCUCGAGCUCCAUGGCUAUCUAAGGUCCACCAAGUGCACUACCUGCCAUACCGAAUACCCGCGUGAGGAUUUCCAGCGCCACCUUGCCCGACUUAACCCUCGCUGGGCAACUUUGCUCCAAGAAGCAACGGCGUCGGGAGCUCUCAAUACCGAGGAUCCUGAGGAAAAGAAGUUCAGGGGCUUAAAAGUCAACCCAGAUGGCGACGUUGACCUUCCCGAUGCGCCUUACACCACAUUUAGAUACCCUCCGUGCCCUCGAUGCUUGGCCGACCCGCCGAUCAAAGCAGAGGGUUUCAGACAUACAGUCAGGGCAGACAGCGAUGGUGCAUGGAUACUGCCGAGCACAGCUGGCAUAUUAAAGCCCAAUGUCGUCAUGUUUGGUGAAAAUAUCCCCAGCCAUGUCCGCACAGCCGCUGAAGAUGCCGUCGAUAAUGCCGGCAAGCUCCUUAUCCUUGGGACUUCGCUUGCUACUUAUUCGGCGUGGAGGUUGGUCAAGAGAGCCAAGGAUAGGGGCAUGCCCAUCGCCAUCGUAAAUAUGGGCGGAGUGAGAGGAGAGGACCAAUUCUUUGCCGACCUGGACCCUAGCCAAGCCGGUGAGCUUGCUGUAAGAGUGGAAGUAUCGACGGAUGAAGUUCUCCCGGCUCUGGUCUCGCAGCUUCGUCAGAAGCUAGCAUCAAGCGCAUUGUCUCACAAUGCCUCGAUCAGCAAUGCUUCGCAAGAGAACUCGUACGCCUUCAAAGAUAUGCUCUCUUAG